This is a messenger RNA of Lathyrus sativus (Indian pea), 1062 nucleotides long. The record is from the annotation of a GenBank genome assembly. NCBI's taxonomy places the organism in Eukaryota, Viridiplantae, Streptophyta, Magnoliopsida, Fabales, Fabaceae.
AUGGCAGGCUUAUUAGCAUGGGCAGCAGAUGUAGUAGGAGGAGCAGGAGGAGCAGAAUCAGGAUCCGAAGAUUCAAUCCCAAUCCUUUUCACCGAUUCUCAGAAAACCUACGUUCGCGAACUCGAUCACAAAUCCAAUUCCCUCCAACGUUCGAUCCAAGAUCUACGCCUUCGAUUACCUCCUCCUGAUAUCUCACAGCGUCUUCCUCAUCUUCACGCUCACUCUUUAGCUUCCAAUAACGCUCUCGCUCUCCAAUUAAACGCGCAUUCCUCCACUCGCCAUCAGGCCCAGCUUAGAGAGGAGACGCUGAAGGAAGAAAAUGCUGCUUUCGAGAAUGCUAUAUCCACUUGCGAGGAUAAGAUCAAGGAAAAAUUACAGGAGGCUGAACUACUAAGGAGAAAGUUAGAGGAAAUGGAUGAAGCUGAAGAGAAGUUGAAGACCGAGAUAGAAAAUAUGCGGCUGAGAGCUUCUGAAAAUGCUGACCAAUCUUGGACGGUCGAGAGUUGGGAGGAAGAAAACAAGACAUAUACUAAAACCGGCUUUGAUGCAGAUGUGGAUGGAGAAGUUUCGAAAUCGGCUAUGCUUGACAAAUUGGAAGAAAAGAAGAACGAACUGAGUUCAAUGGAGGAUACUGUAAAGGAGUUGGAGAAGAAAUGGGCAGAAGUGCUGGAAAAUGCACUUAAGCAGCCUUCCCCAGCACAAAGAGAGAAAACAUUGGAUAAACAACUUCACGGUUUACUUGAGCAACUAGCAGCUAAACAGACACAGGCUGAGGGUUUACUUGGCGAAAUUCACGUGAAAGAGAUGGAGCUGGAAAGAUUGAAUGGGCAAUGGCGACAACUGCAAAACAACAACUCAGAGGCAAACAAUGCUAGGAGUCGUUUUGUUAGAGGCUCCUCUGAUAAGGUACAAAGUUUGUCGGAUUAUGAUGGUCCUCAGAGGCUUCCUUACCAUUCUGCAGGCAGAACUGAAAGCCAGCAGAGGCUCAUGCUACUUAGGUCGGCAUUUGUGCUUUAUAUUUUAGCUCUAAACGUAAUUGUAUUUAUCAGGAUAUCAUUUUGA